GGCUAGUUUGAGCCACGAACGGCAUUAUUUCAGAGCAAACUGCAACAGUUCAACUUUCAACUGAAAACAAACAACGUCGUAAAACUGGCCUAAAAAUUUGAUACAAGCAGGAAAAGUAGCACCUGCUUUUACACAAGCAUGUGAUAUGGACGAGCAACAGCAAGCAAGAACAGCAAGGAUACAUAUCGCUCUACUGUAGUCGAUCAGUGAUAUCAAAAGCUAAUGAUUUUAAACAGAGUAAGUUUACACAAGGCAACCUACCAGCUUGUAGUUUAUCGAAAAGGCUGUAGGCCGGUACCUUAACAUUACAGACAGCUUUUAUCUUACCCUAUUGGCGAUCUCUCGCUACAAAAAGGUCACAAAUUCAUAAGGCUUUGAAGGGUAUGGUUUUGGAAUGUACAGCGAAAUCCUACCAAGACAAACAAAUUUUCCAAACGAAAAUAUGGAUACGGUAGACUUGUGCACUUUUCCAAAGGUGUGGAGGCGAUGAGUCAAACUAUCAUGAUAAAGGUGUAAGAAGGAAACAAGAAGCUACACUAGUAUUGGAUGGGUUUUAUGCUUAAUCUUGGAUGGAUACCAAUCAUAUUUGUAUUGGCAACAGUUCUUGCGUAUUUUGUCCCAUACUUCGUGGCCAUUUAUACCGGUCAUGUUUAUCCGAUCUUUCCAGCUAUAAGCGACUCGGGAAUAUUGGAACCGGAGAGUCUUGUUUUUCGAGAGAUGAUGAACAUUUCUGGAUUUCUCGCUAUUGCAACGACGUUUGUGCGAUUUUUACAGCUCCAGUUAGUGAUUUCCUCGAUUCAUUCAAGGAUCCCAAAGCAGACAGAAAAACUGAACCUAUUUUCAAUGAUAACUGGGAUAGUUGGCGGGUUUGCCGUAACCUUCGUAGGCAAUUUUUCGGCGAAAAAGGAACACGCUUUUGCGCCUGUAUCGGAAUAUUCCAUUCACAACGUGGCUGCCGUGAUUGUGUUUAGCAGCGGUCUAUUGUAUUGUGCAACACAAUCAGCGAUAUCCUUCAAGAUGAGGAGAUGGAGAGUCAACUCUAUUCAAAUGUGUCUGCUCAGAACAGCAAUUACUUUCUCAGUCAUGAUAAACUUUACUUUGUUUGUCAUAUUUAGUAGAUGGGCCAACUAUAAAUACGAUGUACUACAUACAGGACAUAGUCACGUUAGGAAACUGGGAUGGAGGCCAGGACAAAAUGGCUACACUCAGCAUCUAGUAAGCAGUAUCACAGAGUGGUUGAUGUGCCUCAGCCUGGUAUUUUAUAGCUUGACGUUCGUCAAAGAAUUGAAUUUCGUCAGAAUAACGACAGACUUCUCAGAGGAAUAUACUAUCGAAGAUAUGAUCGACAGCGAAAAUCACAUACCUGGUGAUUAGGGAGAACUUUAGUGGAACCAUUUCUCUUUUAACUUAGACGCCAUAGGCAUAAUAUCGGUACGAUACCGGCAUGAUACUUAACUAUAAGAUCAACCUGACGUGAUACUUACAGUAAGUUUUGACAAUGUCCAGCCACAAUACCUUUAAAAUCUUAUUACAAAUUCAAAGAAAAUGUUAAAUUAAAAAGCAAACGACAUUGUCAAAAAAGGAAAAGGAGCGCGAGGGAAUAUUUAUCUAAUACUGCUGAUGUGACAUAACUGCAUAUACACGUUGGAAGAUUUUACAUUGGAAUAUCCUUUUAAGCACAUCUUUCAAUAAGUCUCCAGACAGCAAACAAACGACCGAUUUCAAAUCUGGCUUUCUGUGUUCAACGUUAAUACAACGAAAACUUCCCUGCAAAGGACAACGAUUCUUGUCCCGUUUGUGUCCGACUUAUGGAGAUUUCCUUGCUACAAAACACCCUAGGGUAAGGAAGCUUUAGCCACCUUAGGAUAAAGGAUAAAUCAACAACUAUUCAGAAAAAUAAAAAACAUUAAACCUUUUUAAUUUGUUCCUUUUUUACUAUGUUUGCAACCUUUUUUCAGCCUAAAGUUUUUGUUGUCUUGACCUGAAUGAUUGAAGCUUGCAAUAUUUUUAGGAAAAUUGAAAUAUCAGCUGGUCAAUGGCGCCCAACACAUUUUCAUUCCGAUACAAUCUCUUAACGCAAAGAUCCUUUCGAUGUCAUGUUGUCGUGCCUAUCAAAAUUGUGAAUUGGAGGUCAUGUGAUAUAAUGAUUCAAUGAUCUUGGU
This is a messenger RNA of Rhopilema esculentum, 2162 nucleotides long. Its product is annotated as DNA damage-regulated autophagy modulator protein 1-like. NCBI's taxonomy places the organism in Eukaryota, Metazoa, Cnidaria, Scyphozoa, Rhizostomeae, Rhizostomatidae. The record is from RefSeq and is a predicted model, not a curated record.